GUUGCGGGGCCGCGUCUGGCUACCGAGGGGCGGGCUAUCGACGGCGGUCUGUGGCGCUAACGCUCUCUGCGGGACGGAGCUCCAGUGUUGUUUUGAAUUUACGAUAAGACACCGAUUGUAACAGGGGGGCUCGGGGCCUUUUUGGAUAAGAUGGCGGAUGCAGAAGACGACGAAACUCGGUCGGCUCCCCCUUCGGCAUCGCGCAACGGUCCGGUCGUCGGCUCUGCGGGCACCGCGGGCCAGAACGCCGCCGCCGGUGUGGUCAACGCCACGUCGGGUCCGCGGAUGGUGAGGAUCGUCAAGUCCGAGUCCGGCUACGGGUUCAACGUCCGCGGUCAAGUGAGCGAAGGAGGGCAGCUUCGCAGCAUCAACGGGGAGCUGUACGCUCCUCUCCAGCACGUCAGCGCUGUUUUGCCCGGAGGAGCGGCGGACCGAGCCGGGAUUUCAAAGGGCGACCGGAUCCUGGAAGUGAAUGGGGUGAGCGUGGAAGGUGCCACCCACAAGCAGGUGGUGGACCUCAUCCGUGCAGGGGAGAAGGAGCUGGUUCUGGCUGUGCUGUCGGUCCCAGCUCAGGAGGCCGACGGACUGGAAGGAGGAGACGAGGUCCAAAUCACUUAUGACUACAGCGACAAGCAGGCUGUGCCCAUCUCCAUUCCCACGUACAAACACGUAGAGCAGCACUCGGAGAGGUUUGUGGUGUACAACGUGUACAUGUCCGGUAGACAGCUGUGCUCAAAGCGCUACCGGGAGUUUGCCAUCCUGCACCAGAACCUCAAGAGAGAAUUUUCUAACUUCAACUUCCCAAAGCUCCCCGGUAAAUGGCCCUUCUCCCUGUCCGAACAGCAGCUGGAUGCUCGCCGCAGAGGCCUGGAGGAAUAUCUCGAGCGAGUUUGCUCUGUGCGGGUUGUCGGGGAGAGUGACAUCAUGCAGGAGUUUCUCUCUGAAUCAGAUGAGAACUACAAUGGGGUGACGGAUGUAGAGCUGCGGAUAGCCCUUCCAGACAAGACCACCAUCUCCGUCAGAGUACGCAAGAACAGCACCACCGAUCAGGUGUACCAGGCGUUGGUGAUGAAGGUCGGAAUGGACAGUAUUAUGGCGAGCUACUUUGCCCUUUUUGAAGUCAUCAACCACUCCUUUGUGCGGAAGCUGGUUCCUAAUGAGUUUCCCCACAAGCUUUAUGUGCAGAACUACACGUCAGCAGUGCCGGGGACUUGCUUGGCGCUCCGCAAAUGGUUGUUCAGCUUCCAGGAGGAGGAGCUGCUACGAGACAACCCGUUGGCGCUGCACUACUGCUUUCACCAGGCAUUGGAAGAUGUGAAGAAGGGAUUCAUAAAAACAGAGGACAAAUCCUACCAGCUGCAGAAACUGGCAGAGCAGCGCAAGAUGGCCACGUACCUGAGUCUGUUGCGGACAUGCAAGGGCUACAACGAGGUGUCCUUCCCCCACUGCUCCUGUGACUCCAGAAGGAAAGGACAUGUCAUCACAGCGAUCAGCAUCCAUCACUUCAAGCUGCACGCUUGUACCGAGGACGGCACGCUGGAGAACCAGGUGAUAGCGUUUGAGUGGGCCGAGAUGCAGCGCUGGGACACGGACGAGGAGGGGAUGGCUUUCUGCUUUGAAUACGCCCGAGGAGAGAAGAAACCUCGCUGGGUCAAGAUCUUCACUCCAUAUUUUAACUACAUGCACGAGUGCUUCGAGCGGGUCUUUUGUGAGCUGAAGUGGAGGAAACAGGUGGAGGAAGAGGCAUCCGACAAAGACAACAAGAACUGCAGUAACAAUGAGUAUCUGCCUCCUCUGGAGACGCAGCAGAAGGGAUGGCGCCACCUGGGGGGAGAGAUCGCAACUUCCUAAAAUCACAUGACAUCACUCGAACUAGAACUGGUCCACUUGCAUCUCCAUAGCCACCUCAGAGCGCCCCAUCGACGAAACGCCGACCUCAGUGAGAGACUGAGGCCGUCCACGGCCCCCGAAAAACUACGACCGGACGCACCCGGGAAUGGAAUAGCCGGACUCCACCGACCCCCAGGGACACACACACACACACACACACACACACACACACACACACACACUCUCACACAGAGCGGGAUGAGAGAUGAAGGAAAAUAAACAACAGCCAACUUUCAUAUCUUUCACUACAUCUCCAUAGCGCGUUUGUUGUUGGUCGCCCCCCAAUGUGCGGCAGGACACAAGCAGCUUCUCUCCACCGGUAGAGGUGUAACACACACACACACACACACACAGCGAGGGAGUGGUCCGGGGCACUACUGCUCCGGGAAAAGGGAGCACCUCGACGAAUGCAUCGCCACUCCACACGGGAGCCAACACGUGAGAUGGAAAUGUCCAAUGGUGAUUGGCUCUCGCCUCUCGUCUGCUGAACUGAGCUGACAGAAAUACGGAUGAAGAGAUGUAGGGGGAUGAAGGGGGAGGGUUCAGUUCUGUAUUGCUUAGUGACAGAGAAAGAAAGCAAAAGGAUGCUUUACACUGACGGGGACAACAAAAGAAAAGGUUCAGGUUUUUUCCUUUUUAAAUCCGUAUGGUCAGAUGUAUUCUGCCCUUGUCUGAAAACAUAGUCAACAAAUGGAGCUGUAAAGAAAGUGUGUGGGGGAGGGGACGGGUCGUGAUUAUGUGUAUGUUUAUCUUACUUCUGAUAAAAUAUAGAUUAAUAUAAGAGCUAUAAAAAAAAAAGUUUCUUGAACUAACACAAUGAAACACUAACUGCGUUGCUGCUCUAACAAAUUUCAACUUUUCAUCUUCUGUUCCACGCUGGUGAGAGGAGACGUCUGUUAGCGACCGUUUGUGUAUUUCUGCCCCUCGACAGUGUUUUAAUGUGGUUAUUUUGCAGAGCGCGUGAGUUGAGAGGAAGACUCGAUGGGCCAAAUGUUUAUAGAAUGGCAUGCAGUGUGACUGACAGAUUGUGGACAUAAAGACAAAAGACAAGUUCUGUCUGAGUUGCAGUUCUUUGAACGGGCAGCAGAGGGCAGCAGAGUGCAGGACAUUUUUAGCUGGAGGCUUGAAAAAAAAAAGAUUGAACUCCCGAGCGCCAUCCAGAGUGAUCCCUCCGGCUCUGUAACCCACCCAGAAGCAUCACUCCUCUUCAGCCUGUCCAAUAACUACGUCAGGAGGACCGAUGGGGUGUGUGUGUGUGUGUGUGUGUGUAGAGUAGAUUGUGCAUACAGUUGUGUGACUGCAACCAACAUACAUAGCAAUGCACCAGCUCGCACUGGUACAGUUGCGAGCUGUGCGUAUUUGAACAUGACUGAUCUACACCGAUUUUUCUUUUUAGAGCAGCACUUAAGUUAUUUUUUCCCAACAUGUUUUUCUCUUGGUAGAUUUUCAAUUUAUUUGUUCUCAGACAAUGUGCGUAAACGUAUUGAUUUCCUUUUUAAAUGCAAUAGAGCUUUCUUUAUCCCACUAAUGGCGUAGUUUGCAGCCGCUCAUUACUGACUCAUUCUUGAGCUUCACUCCAGUAACCAAAAACCUGAACGCGCGAGUCCUGCCGGUUACUCUUCUUUCUCACACUGACAUAAAGCACAGGUUUCAGCUCUCCGUUAGUCUCUCGUUCUCUGUCUAUAUUUGCAGUUGAGCUUAGUUUUUGCGGUUGAAUAAAAUGGUUAAUUCAUGCCUGGGUUCAGUCCUGAUUUGCUUUCAGUCCGUUACCUUGGAGCACGCUGGGUCGUGUGCGUGUGCACCGCUGCCGCGUGCGCUCGUCCUCUGUGUUUAUCGUUGACAUUGCUGAUAAGCUUUUGCGCUCUGAUUGGACGUGUCUGAUGAGCUGUCGGUGUGUGCGAGCCAGCAAAUGAAGAUGGGAUUUUGUACCCAUAAGACAACGCGGACGGCAGACAGAUGGAGACAAAUGGGAGGCGUCGUCUGUUGUCGAUAGCUAACGUUCGCAGGCCGAGACACAAACACAGAGAAACCCCUGUUUGUGGUCUGAUAAACGGUAAAAUGGCCAGAUGUGUAGUUAUUAUUCAUCCUGUCACCUCUAAGGACCGGCCUCCGUUAUGAACAACACACACACACACACACAGGAUAGCUGGAUUGUGAAAAGCGCUGCAUGUUUGUGCAGAUUGCUGGAUGGUCAUUUUGACAGCCAGAAUAAAAGCCAUUUCAGAGAUGGAUGACAUAACAACUGGAGCUGUUCAACCAUCCUGAAACGUUUUUCUCUCUUCUUUGUAAGACGGAGACAGAGCGAGUGUGUGUGUGUGUGUGUCUGUGGGGGCUUUUCUGUCCUCUCCUCGUACUCCAGGUUGGUCUCCUGUAAACACCGGGGGCUGUGGUUGCCGUGGCAGCGCCACGUUGGCUCAACACGCCCAGUGCGGCCUCCGUUGGCUUGUUCCCCGUCAGUCAAGUGACUCCGCCGAUAUUGUAUUAAAAGCAGUGUUUCCGUGUUUGUCGUUUGUUCUCGGCCCCCGGGGCUCAUGCUACUGUGAAUAGGCUUUCAGAAAGCUGCUGGGGUCUUUUUGUUUCCUCCGUAUUUCUGUGUUUUUGGGUCGUGUCGUCGGCGCCAGCUGCCACCUUGCGCUCCGUCUCAGUCACAGGCAGGUGCGCGUACCGUCAGUUGUUCUCCGUUUCUGUCAUCCGUGCGAUAAACGUCAUUGUAGCCGUGUUUAGGUGAACGCAGAGCGGUGACAGGAAUGUCAAGGAGCACGUCUUCAUGUGGUCGGCCCGUGUUUGUUCGUCAGUGUACCUCUUGCUGUUAGUGUUUGAGAUGCCGGACGGCCUCGGCUUGUCAGGGAAUGGUUAUUUGAAUUUGUUUUUAAAAAGGAUUGAAUUCUGCACAGGAAAGAUAAAAGGAGGCUUGCCGGGGAAGCAGACAUGGAGGCGGGAUAAUAAGUAAUUAAACGCGUCCACGUGAGGCUCAGGAAGUUCAUGUUCAUCCCAACCGCCACUGAAAUGCUCAUCUGAGUGAUGCUGUUGCUAUGGUAACGCAUUUGGAACCUCAUGCCGAGUGAGCGCUUGAUUUCAGCCACCUCAUUCGGCGGCACAUGUUGUGUUUGAUGGUUUUACCGUUGGCUCUAAAUUCUCCGGCGGCGUUGGAAGUGGCCUUUUUCGAGGUCGCCCGGCCCGUCUCUUUCCUCCUCGACGCGGUCGGCUCAGUCGGACGCGCUACGAUGUUCUCGCCGCUUCAAGUGGACACUCGGCGUCCCUCGGCCCUCUGGAACGCACGCACGCACGCACAGAAUCAGAAUCUGGUUUUCCCAUUUCAGCGGUCUUGACACGUGAGCGACCCAAUGGACGAGCAGUUCUAAAAAAAAAAAAAGUGUUGGCCUUGGUGAUAUUAAUUUGUGCUCAUUGCUUUGAAACACGGGGCUUUUACCCGACGAGUAGGCAGUGACAUUAAUUAAAGACCUAAGCCUUGUUUGUCUGUCUUCAGCAGAACCUGUAAAUAGUUGUUUUUGAAAAGAAAAAGAGACCAUCUCUCUUGGACAAAUGCACUGUUGUUUCUCCAACUGAACGCUUUUAUUUAUUUAAACAGAAAUUCUACAUAUUGGGGAAAUGAUAGUGUACAAACCGUUGGUCUUGUGCGUGCGCAGCGGCUGUACGGAGUACAGCUAACACAAGGAAACUAGCUGUUUAAGAGAGAGAAGAGCAUCGUCAAUUAACACCUGGUGCAGAACCAGGCUACUAAAUGGAGUUUUAUAUAAAAAAAACACACACAUGAAGGUUUACUAACCAAUAUAAAAAAAUGGGGGAAAAAAGCUUUGAAAAUGUUGUGUAGAGUAAUAAAUUGUAACAAUAUUUUAAAUAAAGUUAUAUAUUGGGAACAAA
Molecule: messenger RNA, 5772 nt
Organism: Gasterosteus aculeatus aculeatus (three-spined stickleback)
Lineage: Eukaryota; Metazoa; Chordata; Actinopteri; Perciformes; Gasterosteidae
Gene: snx27a
Product: sorting nexin 27a
Biological process (GO): endocytic recycling; intracellular protein transport; signal transduction
Cellular component (GO): early endosome
Molecular function (GO): protein binding; phosphatidylinositol-3-phosphate binding
Source: RefSeq, a predicted model, not a curated record